Messenger RNA from Branchiostoma belcheri (Belcher's lancelet), 1044 nucleotides. Its product is annotated as protein ripply. The record is from RefSeq and is a predicted model, not a curated record. Lineage: Eukaryota; Metazoa; Chordata; Leptocardii; Amphioxiformes; Branchiostomatidae. The transcript has 5 exons. Gene Ontology annotation, cellular component: nucleus. Gene Ontology annotation, biological process: negative regulation of transcription by RNA polymerase II; embryonic pattern specification. Bases 171 to 641 code for a protein of 156 amino acids.
CACGACAUUGUCUUGUGCACAGACCGUGUCCUCGCUUGGAACUCCUAGCCGUUUGGCUUUCUCACACUCAAACCCACCUGACGAUUGUGAAAGACUUUGCUCCGCCUGUACUACUAAAGUCUGGGAAUACAAGUCUACUAUCCAGGAACGUCUGUACUUCGCUAGUGACUAUGGAAACUGCCGGGUUCUCGUACUACAACACCGCCGCUCUGUGCUCGGCACAGCACUGUAACUGCCACAAGCAGACGACAAAGGCUUCGGGAAUGCCCGCCCAGCCCCCAGUCUGGCGUCCGUGGAUCGUGACAGAACGCGACAUCCUCAGGCGUAACGCCAUCAGGGAGCGACGAAGCAAGCCUUACGCUCGUCCUUCAUCCACCAACAACGGCUCUGACACACGCGGUCCCGAGCCUGGUCUACCGUCCUUCCAGCACCCUGUCAAGCUCCACUGGUCUAAGCCCGUGUACGACUACAUGUACCAGUACGGCCGGCAGCUCCUGGACGCCUUCCCCGUUCAGGCCACCAUCUGUAUCGUAGACCAGGACCCCGCCGAGAGCGACGACAGCGACUUCGAGUCAGACUACGAAGACGACUCCGACACCGGCGACAAGCCGCUCAAGAGGAACGCACCGACCCUGAACUAGAGACGUUUGGUCAAGCAGAGAAAUAUGAACACUUCUAUGUAUAAGUCUACAUCAAGCUGUUUGGUGUUAGCUUUGUUCCAACUGUUGUGAAUUGUAUGUUCUGUGAGCACAGACGAUGGUCCAGUCUCAGUGUCAUACUAUCACACUGUCGUAAAGUCUUACCAAAUGUUUAUAUGACUGUAAAUAUUGUAAAUAUUUGUAUAUAUAUCACAGAUUAUGAAAGAGCUCUAUUUUUAUACUUGAGAGAUGAAUUUUAAUGAUAUUGUUGUGUAUUUAUACCCUCGUUGUUUUCCUUUUUGUUUCCGCACAAGUUCAGUAUUGUUUUGUUAUUCCGCAAAGUGUUAUAUAUCGUAUACACGGUAUUUAUUCCUACUACGUGCAGACAAGUUAUAAGAAUAAAGUU